AUGGGUGAUGCGAAUGGACAAGUAGUAGCUGGUGGCAAUGGCAAAGGAAAUCGAUUGGAUCAAUUGUAUCGACCAACCGAUAUGUUGAUUGACAAAGAGACGGAUAGUCUCAUUAUUUGUGACCGGGACAAUCGACGAGUUGUACGAUGGUCUCGUCGCAAUGGUACAACACAAGGAGAAAUUCUCAUCGACAACGUCCGUUGUUUGGGAUUGGCCAUGGAUGAUCAGAGAUAUCUCUACAUCUCUGACACCGACAAAGAUGAAGUAAAACGAUAUCAAAUAGGAGACAAGAAUGGAACUCUUGUGGCUGGUGGCAACGGUAAAGGUGCUGGUCUCAAUCAACUCAACCAUCCGACCUACAUCUUUGUUGAUCAACAACAGACUGUCUACGUGUCAGACUACUACAAUAAUCAUGUAACGAAAUGGAAUAAAGGUGCAAAAGAAGGAAUUGUCGUCGCUGGAGGUCAAGGCCAAGGAAAUGCUCUGACACAGUUGUAUCAUCCUCAAGGACUGUUCGUCGAUACAUUGGGUACCAUCUAUGUGGCAGACUCGUCAAAUAAUCGAGUGAUGCGUUGGCCUAAAGGAGCGAAACAGGGCACUAUCAUCGUGGGUGGAAAUGGUUACGGAGUAGGAACAAAUCAGUUUCGCUAUCUCCGAAGUGGAUUUAUUACAACAGAAAAGAAUGAAAUAAGAUAUAUUCCUCUUUUGAAUAAAAAUUUAUUUAUAUCGACAUAUCUAUUCUAUACACAUCAAGAUCAACAAUUUGUUAUUCAUGUACAAGUAUGUAUUAAUCGAUAA
Messenger RNA from Rotaria sordida, 798 nucleotides. The record is from the annotation of a GenBank genome assembly. NCBI's taxonomy places the organism in Eukaryota, Metazoa, Rotifera, Eurotatoria, Philodinida, Philodinidae.